This is a messenger RNA of Striga asiatica, 918 nucleotides long. Lineage: Eukaryota; Viridiplantae; Streptophyta; Magnoliopsida; Lamiales; Orobanchaceae. The record is from the annotation of a GenBank genome assembly.
AUGAAGGAAAAUCCUCUCCCAACCAGCCUUCCACAUGAAUGCACUGAUCACUACAAGAGAGUACAGAUAAGCUCCUCGACAGUAAAUCCGAGGAAAGUUGGAGAAGAGGAUCGGAUAAGUAGUGCAAGAUCAGCUUGGUCAGAUGUAUUGGCCCCUUGUCUCAUGCAGGAAGCCCCUCCUGUGUGGGUUGUCACGGUAUGUUGUGUUGCUUCAAAAAGAGGACCUUUACUUUAUGACCAUUCUUCAUAUUGUCAAAGUAGUGCAAGGUCGGUCGAUAGGGGCGAAGCUGCUUGGCGAGAGGACUGGGUUUGGCUUCCACUCCUAACUAAUAGGAAUAGGAAAGUUACCCGUUACCAUGAGAACCUGGAAGCUAUGGCGCACAUCAUUUUAUGCCGUUUCAUAAUAGGCGGAUUUCUUAUAGUGAUAGAUUUCGGCAAAGUAGUCUUCGUUGGGUCCAAGUUUUACCCAAUCCUUAUGGGAGCCGGUAAUUCACUUGGUCUAAAAAGAAGAGAGAAGUGGGAACAAACUCCGACGUCAGGACACAGACCCCGUCUAAGUAGAAGUCCACCUUGUAUCAGGAUCAGGAUCCAUGUAAUUGAGAAACCUUCCUCCAAGAAUCUCGUAAGCAGCAUUCUCCAAAGAUUGAGAAAGAAGAAAGGUUCGAAUAGGAGCGAACGAACGGGCGAAUGGGCGAACCAGAAUCUCCUUAGCACAAAUAGAAAGAUGAGAGGUGAGGCAAUGAGAAUUGUUGAUGAUUCGGAGGAACUCAAAUGUGGUGCGGCUCUCUCGACCAGUUCAGGUUCAAGGGAGGGGGACCUGAACAAGGUUAGGCUAGGAAAUCACAAAGAGGUCAAGCUAGGUACGGAGAUGAACAUAGACCAUGACCUCUUUGUGAGAGAUGUGCUGGAGCGUAAUGCA